Prunus armeniaca (apricot) is the source of this 351-nucleotide messenger RNA. The record is from the annotation of a GenBank genome assembly. NCBI's taxonomy places the organism in Eukaryota, Viridiplantae, Streptophyta, Magnoliopsida, Rosales, Rosaceae.
AUGAAGGACCCACCGAAACAAGAAGAGGAGGAUAACUCAGAGCUUCCGACGAUCGAACCAUUUAGGAAGGAAGUUCUGGACCCCUUUUAUCGUGAUAGAAAAGUGUUGGUGGGCUCCCUCUUAUUUGAAGAUGAGGUAGACCAAAUAAUGAAGUUGUUAAGAGAAAAUAAGGACGUGUUCGCGUGGUCACAUAUAGACAUGACAGGGAUCGACCCAGAGAUUGCAUGUCAUCGGUUGAACGUUGACCCAAACCACCCACUGUACCAACAGAAGCAAAGGAGGUUCGCACCUCAGCGAAAUCAAAUUAUUAGCGAUGAAGUGGACCGGUUGCUUAAGGCAAGGUUCAUUUGA